Messenger RNA from Symbiodinium necroappetens, 570 nucleotides. The record is from the annotation of a GenBank genome assembly. NCBI's taxonomy places the organism in Eukaryota, Dinophyceae, Suessiales, Symbiodiniaceae.
GCCGAGAUGAAGAAAGCCGAGAUCGCCGAGUUCUUCGACCGCCUGGCCACCGCCCUGCCGGAGCCCAAGGGCGAGCUGGAGUACGUCAACGCCUACACCCUGCUGGUCGCCGUGGUGCUCUCGGCCCAGGCCAAGAACGUCAUCGCCCUCUCGCGCCAGCUCCUCGCCGAGCACGGCGGCGAAGUGCCGCAGAGCCGCGAGGCCCUGGUCAAGCUGCCCGGCGUCGGGCGCAAGACCGCCAACGUGGUGCUCAACAUCGCCUUCGGGCAGGAGACCAUCGCCGUCGACACCCACAUCUUCCGGGUGGCCAACCGCACCGGCCUGGCGCCCGGCAAGACGGUCGACGAGGUCGAGCGCAAGCUGGAGAAGGCGGUACCCAAGCACCGCCGGCGGCACGCCCACCACUGGCUGAUCCUGCACGGCCGCUACGUCUGCAAGGCGCGCAAGCCCGACUGCCCGGCCUGUAUCGUGCGCGACCUCUGCGCCUACAAGGCGAAGACCACCGCCGAGGGGCCGCCGCCCCAGCCCCGCGCGACCCGGCGGGCGAAGACGGCGGGCGCCACCGGCUGA